AUGGAAUACGUUUCGUCGAACAAAAGGACAAAGAAACUCGUACUUGACGGUUUCGUUUAUGCCAAGCAGAAAGCCCUGAAGGCUGGGAUUCGAUGGCGAUGCGUCAAACGUGACGAAUGCAAGGAAGCCGUCAUCGAAAGCUGUGGAACCUACUCUGUAAGCGUGACACACAGCCACCCGGGAGACGACGCUGCAGUAAGUGUUCUUAAGGCAAGGAACAAAAUAAAAGAAAUCACCGCAUUGUCGAAUGAAAAGCCAGCAAGCGUUGUGCGACGAGUGCUGCAAGACCUUAGCGCGGAGGAAAAAGCACGGAUGACAUCAGAGGACAGUAUAAAGCGUUCCAUCCGCCAGCAACGUGCCUUGAGCUACCCACCCGAUCCAGAGUGGCUGGCGGACCUUGUCAUUGAGGAGGAGUGGAGGACUACCGGCGGUAUCCAGCCGGAGCUGUUUCUGUUUCACGACAAUGGACCGGCGGCUGAUACGCGGUUGCUCGUCUUCGGAACAGAAGAUUGUCUGCGUGCUCUAGCUGACAGUGACUACUGGUUCAUGGACGGUACCUUCGACUUCGCCCCGAAAAAUUUCACUCAGCUAUACGUCAUUCUCGUCCCUCUUGGGGAAGCGGCGGUGCCUGUCGUAUAUGCACUUAUGGAGAAGAAGACGCAGGCAUGUUACGAGGAGCUACUCCGAGCUGUGACGUCGAAGUGCACCUCCCUUGGUGUCACUCCGGAUCCCGAAAUCGUCGUUACAGAUUUCGAAAAGGCGUCAAUGAAUGCGGUGAAAGAAGUCAUCGGAAGCGAGGUGAAAACUCAAUGA
Messenger RNA from Ornithodoros turicata, 813 nucleotides. RefSeq lists its product as uncharacterized. Bases 1 to 813 code for a protein of 270 amino acids. NCBI's taxonomy places the organism in Eukaryota, Metazoa, Arthropoda, Arachnida, Ixodida, Argasidae. The record is from RefSeq and is a predicted model, not a curated record. The transcript has a single exon.